Messenger RNA from Prosopis cineraria, 1257 nucleotides. Its product is annotated as protein ALP1-like. The coding region runs from base 94 to 1062 and encodes 322 amino acids. The record is from RefSeq and is a predicted model, not a curated record. The transcript has 3 exons. NCBI's taxonomy places the organism in Eukaryota, Viridiplantae, Streptophyta, Magnoliopsida, Fabales, Fabaceae.
CAAAGGCCAUAUACGGUAGACUUCUAUGCUAAUAGAGUCCACUUACGGAACUUGGUGUAUAACAGUGACAUUACUUGUUAUAACCAGCUUAGAAUGAAUAGAGCUACAUUCGACAAGUUAUGUCUUAUGCUUGAUGUUAUAGGAGGUUUGAAACCAACCAAAAACAUGCUAGUUGAUGAGCAAGUGGCAAUGUUCUUGCAUAUCCUUGCACAUCAUUUAAAAAAUAGAGUUAUACGAUUUUAUUUUGGGAGGUCUGGUGAAACUAUUAGUAGGUAUUUUAAUUUGGUCUUAACCUCUAUGAUGAAAUUGAAUCGAGAGCUUCUAAAGAAACCUGAGCCAAUUGCUGAGGAUUCAAUGGACGAAAAAUGGAGGUGGUUUAAGCAUUGUUUAGGUGCUCUUGAUGGAACCCAUAUUAAAGUGAAGGUGCCUAUGGCUGACAAAGCGAGAUAUAGAAAUCGAAAGGGGGAAAUAACUACUAAUGUGUUGGGAGUUUGCUCUCCGGAUGGACAAUUCAUAUAUGUCUUAACGGGUUGGGAAGGCUCAGCUGCUGAUGGUAGAGUUUUGCGAGAUGCUAUUAGUCGUAGGAAUGGUUUGAAAGUGCCUCAAGGCCAAUAUUACUUGGUUGAUGCGGGGUAUACAAAUUGUGAAGGAUUUCUUGCCCCAUUUCGAGGUCAGCGAUACCACUUAAGUGAGUGGAGGGAUGGACGGCAACCUUUAACUCCACGUGAAUGCUUCAACAUGAGGCAUUCAUCUGCGCGUAAUGUUAUUGAACGAUGUUUCGGAAUGUUAAAACUACGAUGGGCUAUUCUUAGGAGUCCUUCAUUUUACCCCGCUCAAGUCCAUAAUCGGGUUAUCAUAGCGUGUUGUCUCCUUCAUAAUUUGAUCCGUCGACAAGGAGAUGAUCCACUGGAUAUUGACAUAGAGGCAUUGGAGACAAAUACCAAUGAUAUGGAGAUACCUUACAUUCAAACAAUUGAGACAUCAAAUGCAUGGGCUAACUUUCGUGAUACCUUGGCAAAUGAAAUGUUUGUUGAACUUAUGAGUCAUAGGGGUAGUAUGUGAGCAUUAGAAGAGACACCUAAAUCUAGAUGUGACUUGAAUUCUAGUUGAAAAUUUGUGGAUGUAUGUUUUGUGUAAUGACAACAUUAUGAAUGGUUUUAUUAAGUGAUGUUUGCCUUCUUUGCAAUAUUGUGAUGUAUGAUAUUUUAUCUUCAUAGCAAUUGAUUGUGUUAUGAUAUGUUAAAACUAAUGAUAAUU